ACUGUGCAUGCACCGUCGGAUGCGUUGAGCUUUGGGUCUAAUGCCGUAAACAAGAUUUUCACGGACAGAUUUGUCAAGAGAGCCACUGUUUUUGGUCUAGCUAAUGUUUGCAAAACAACAAAAUGCAAACUCUCCGGGAGGAAAAGGGUCCUCCUCUUCCUCUGUCGUCUAUGCGUCUUUUUAUUCCUCCACUGCGCCUGGUGUGUGCAGCUCUGUGGCAGGUUGUAGAGCGGAGAGACAUCAUGGACUAUGGGCUGCUGGAGGAGUUUGCCACCAGCGUGUUGGACAUAGUCCCUGAACUGAUGACUUACAGAGAGAGGGUCCAACUCCUCAUGGGACUGAGAGCACGGCUGGUUCUGGAGUUGUGUCGCUGUGAUGAUGAGCUGUGUCGCCCUGAUACUGUCCAGCCACACCUGAACAGGAUAAGGAGCUGUGUCUCCAAUCAGAAGGGAGAGGUUUCAGAUCCAAAGGUGGAAGCAUCAGAGGCCAGCUUCAUGAAGCUGAUUGAAACCCUACUGGAGCAACCAGAGGAGAGGGAACUCUUCUUUCAGAAUGUUUUUCCAGAGGAGUAUGGCCCCAAGUAUGACUCAACACUGCAGAUUCUUGUGUGGGAGUUCCUGUCCAGGCUGGAGAAACUGAUUCCUGCUCCAAACCUUAAGCAGACUGCAUCUUGGCUCAGCCUUGCCCCUGCUCUCUUAGAGGAGUGUGUGCAGUCUGUGGCUCACCCUGAGCCAUUACAGGCACUCCUCCAUCACCAUAAAAAUGGACAUCACUUAGACACCAAUGCUCUAAGGUCCACUGGUGGUGACUACAUCCUCUCUUCACUGUCUUUCCCUUCCUCUGUGAAGGAAGAAAUUGCCUCUUGCCAAGCAGGCCCAGAGAGACAGUCCUAUCCCACCAUAAAGGGAUAUCAAACCCCUUUCCCAUCUGAUGAACCAGAGAUGAGCUGGGACUGCAGAAUGGCAGAUCGUAAGGUCUGGACUGUAAAGCCACCAGCCCGUUCUGCUUCUGUGGAGGUCGAGGUCAAGACUGUAGAGGACGCCACUGAAAUAACCGUUAAACGCAAGACUAUCAACAAAGAGUUGAUAAAAGAAACCAGGAGAGAAAAAGCUGUUCUCUGCCCUCAGACUCGCAGUGGGCUGAAAACCAGCCGCUUGACUGCUUCCUGUCUGCGCCGUCAUCCCGUACUGCGGUUGAACAGGCUUGACAUUCGCAAUAUGUCAUUACCCAAGUCCUUGCUAACACUGAUUCUAAGGAGAGGGAGACUGCAGGCUGAGACAAGACGCCCAGGACCGAAAGGAAUUGACAGAAAAAAGAAACGGAGAAGAGGUCGUGGUAUUACAAAAGAGAAGAUUAAAUCACACACACUUGAUGUAAGCGAUAUGCCGCUACCCAAGUCCCAGCUGACACUGACCCUAAAGAGAGGGGUACUGCUGGAUGAUCCGACGAGUUCCCAAGUACAGAAAAAAAGAGGUAGAAAAAAAGGAGAGAAAAUAGGACCUGGUAUCACAAGAUUAAAGAUUGAGAAGAUUGGAGCACACACGCUUGACAUAAGCGAUGUGCCAUUACCCAACCCCUCUCUAAAACUGGUCAUAAGGAGAGGGAAACUGCAGGCUGAAGCAACAGGUUCUCAAGGGAAAAAAACAAGGGGCAGAAAGAAAAAAUGGAGAAGACGGUGUGGUGUCAAAAAUGAGGGUGUGAAAAGAGAGAGGUCACCUGAAACUGAGGAAGAAGCUGAACCAUCAGAUUAUGAACUUUGGACCAGCGUUAAUAAAGGGGUCACGCUCAAUGAAAGGGCCCCUGUCGAUGAAUCUGGUGGAGUCCAUGCUUCUCAUUUCCCAUCAUCUCAUAAGCGGGAGGAGGAACAGCCCAUACAGACCUUUCACACAGAGGAGCACAGUGGUCAUAUGGCCGAAGGGCAGAACAGAGUAGAAGUCUCAGAGAUUGUACCUCAGGACUCACUAACUCCUGAGCCAUCCAACACCGCUCACAGAAUUCAUUCAGAGGAGCACAGUGGUCAGAUGGCCGAAGGGCAGAACAAAGUAGAAGUCUCAGAGAUUGUACCUCAGGACUCACUAACUCCUGAGCCAUCCAACACCUCUCACAGAAUUCAUUCAGAGGAGCACAGUGGUCAGAUGGCCGAAGGGCAGAACAGGGAAGAACUCUCAGAGAUUGUUCUUCAGGACUCAUUAACUCCUGAGCCAUCCAACACCUCUCACAGAAUUCAUUCAGAGGUGCACAGUGGUCAGAUGGCCAAAGGGCAGAACAGGGAAGAACUUCCAGUGAUGGUAUCUCAGGAUUUUCUAACUCCUGAGCCAUCCAACACCUCUCACAGAAUACAUUCAGAGGAGCACAGUGGUCAGAUGGCCAAAGGGCAGAACAGGGAAGAACCCUCUGAGAUUGUACCUCAGGACUCACCAAUUCCUGAGCCAUCCAACACCUCUCACAAACUUCAUUCAGAGGAGCACAGUGGUCAGAUGGCCGAAGGGCAGAACAGAGACGAACUGCCAGAGAUGGUUCCUCAGAACUUAAGAACUCCUGAGCCAUCCAACACCUCUCACAAAGUUCACUCCGAGGAGCACAGUGGUCGUAUGUUCGAAGAGCAGAACAGAGAUGAACUUCCAGAGAUGGUACCUCAGGACUUACUAACUCCUGAGCCAUCCAACACCGCUCACACAAUUCAUUCUGAGGAGCACAGUGGUCAGAUGGCUGAAGGGCAGAAGAGAGAACUCCCAGAGGUGGUACCUCAGGACUCACUAACUCCUGAGCCAUCCAACACCUCUCACAAAAUUCAUUCCGAUGAGCACAGUGGUCAGAUGGCCGAAGGGCAGAAGAGAGAAGUCUCUGAGAUUGUACCUCAGGACUCAUUAAGUCCGGAACCAUUCAACACCUCUCACAAAAGCUUUCACUUACAGGAGCAUAGUGGUCAUAUGACCGAAGGGCAGAACGUAGAAAAACCUUUAGAGAGUGUACCUAAGGACUUACUAACUGAGAUUGUACUUCAGCACUCGUUAAUUCCUGAGCCAUCCAACAGCUCGCACAAAAGAAGCCAGCGCGUCAAGGCAUGCUCUUUCUGUGGCAAGACUUUCACUGACACACUGGGCUUGACAAGACACAUGCGAUCUCACAUUGAGCAGAGGUCACACCAAUGCACCCAAUGUGGGCAAGACUAUGAUUCCAGUGAGGACUUAGAGGAGCACCAGAAGAGAAGCUGUGAGGAGAAGAUAAAAAAAUACAUUGGUGAGGACAAUGGUGGGGAAACUGUCCAGAAAAAAACGCAUCUGAAAAGAGACAAAAAACCUGAUCUGAAAGCAGACAAAAAACCUGAUCUGAAACCAGACAAAAAACCUGAUCUGAAAGGACACACAAAAGAUCGCUCCAUAAUGUGCCAUGUGUGCGGGAAAGUAACUACUCGUAUGUUGGGUUUGCGAAGACACCUUCUACUUCACUUCAACAAUGGAGCAUACAAAUGCCCUGUAUGUCCAACGACUUUUAUAACAAAUGCUGAUUUGAGAUCGCACCUGAGAUUGAAAAGAUCUUGUAGGGAAAAAUGUUCUGAUGAAGUAAUUAAUACCAAGAUCCAUCUCCAAUCCAACCCUGGUGAGUACAAGUGUCCUUACUGUGGGGACACUUUCCAGCUACCACAUGAUCUGAAAGGACACACAAAAGACUGUUCCAGAAAGUGCCAUGUGUGUGGGAAAACAACUUUGAAGCCAUGCGGCAUGCGAAGGCACAUGUUAAAACACAACAACAAUGGCCCCUACAAGUGCCCGGUGUGUCCAAGGACUUUUAUAUCCCGUACUGAUUUGAAGAUGCACCUGAAAAAAAAUAAGCAAUGUAGAGAGAAUUGUUCUGAUGUCAUGGUGAAGGAAUUGCUGUCAUCAGUAGAUGGUAGAUGUAGGAAAACUGAAACAGGAGUCAUGACAAGCUGCCAACAACCAAGCUCCAGCAAGACAGGUGGGCCUUCAAAGAAUAUUGAACAGUUCUUUGAACAGUUCUCUUAUGACUUUCAGCAAUCCAAUAACAGCGCGAGUAGUGAUGUGAAGCUGAAUAGCCUCAAUGAAAACUACAGUAAAUACCAACCCAUGAAGGAUGUUGACUUGAAUAGCCUCCGUGAAGCCUCCAUGGUGACCACUGAAGACUACAGUGAUGAGAUCAGUCAAUACCAACCCAUGAAGGACAAAAAGUCUGUGUAUGAUUCAUUGGAAAAUGAGAUGCCCAACGAUAAAGAACCAAACUCAACCAUUGGCUUAACAGGGAAGCAGGUGUUCCAGACUGAUCCAAAGCCUCUCCAGGAUUCUCAACCAGAGAUAAGCGGAGAAGUGAAGAGCGAGAUACAGGCUGAAGCCACGGGUUCCCACGGACAGAAAAGAAGAGGCAGAAAGAGAAAACAGAAAAGAGGACGUGGUGUCAAAAAUGAGAAGAGCGAAGCAAAGGGUGUGAAAAGAGAGAGGUCACCUGAAACUGAGGAAGAUGCCGAACCAUCAGAUAAUAAACUUUGGACCACUGUCAUUAAAAGGACCACUGUCUGUGAUUCUGGUGGUGUCUCAGAGAGUGUACCUCAGGACUCACUAACUCCUGAGCCAUCUAACACCUCUCACAAAAGAAGUCAACGAGUCAAAGCAUGCUCUUUCUGUCGCAAGACUUUCACUGAAACACUGGGCUUGACAAGACACAUGCGAUCUCACAUUGAACAGAGGUCACACAAAUGCACCCUGUGUGGGCAAGACUUUGAAUUCAGUGAGGACUUAGAGGAGCACCAGAAGAGUAGCUGUGAGGAGAAGAAGAGUGGUGAUGACUACUGUGGGAGAACUGUCCAGAAAAAAAAAUAUCAGAAAAAAAACCCUGAUCUGAAAAGAGACAAAAAGCCUGAUCUGAAAGGAGACAAGAAAACUCAUCUGAAUAGAGCCAAAAAGAAAUAUCGGAAAAGAGCCAAAAAAUCUGAUCUGAAAGGACACACAAAAGAGGGCACCAUAAUGUGCCAUGUGUGCGGGAAAGUAACUACUCGUAUUGUAAGUUUGCAAAGGCACCUUCUACUUCACUUCAACAAUGGCGCAUACAAGUGCCCUGUGUGUCCAAAGACUUUUAUAUUAAAUUGUGAUUUGAGAUCACACCUGAGAUUGAAAAGAUGUUCUGAUAAAGUAAUUACAACCAGGCUCCACCUCAAAUCCAACCCUGGGGAUUACAAGUGUCCUUACUGUGGGGACACUUUCCAGCUACCACGUGAUCUGAAAGGACACACAAAAGACUGUUCCAGAAAGUGCCAUGUGUGUGGGAAAAUAAGUUCUCGAAAACUGGAAAUGCGAAGGCACAUGUUAAAACACAACAACAAUGGCCCCAUCAAGUGCCCGGUGUGUCCAAAGACUUUUGCAUACCAUACUGAUUUGAAGAAGCACCUGAAAACAAAAAAACUAUGUAGGGAGAAAUGUUCUGAUGUCAAGGUGAAGAACAAUGCUGAUUUGAAAUUGCCCCAAAGAUUGAAAAGGUCUUAUAGGAAGACAUUUUCUGAUGAUGUAAUUACAACCAAGAUCCACUUCAAAUCCAACCCUGGGGAUUACACGUGUCCCUACUGUGGGGACACUUUCCAGUUACCACGUGAUCUGAAAGGACACACAAAAGACUGUUCCAGAAAGUGCAAUGUGUGUGGGAAAACAACUUCAACAGCACGCGGCAUGCGAAGGCACAUGUUAAGACACAACAACAAUGGCCCCUACAAGUGCCCGGUGUGUCCAAUGACUUUUAUAUACCAUCCUGAUUUGAAGAAGCACCUGAAACUGAAAAAACAUUGUAGAGCGAAAUGUUCUGAUGUGAUGAUGAAAGAAAUACUGUCUUCAGGAGGCGGUAGAUGUUGGAAAAUGUUCAAUGAAACAGCAGUCAUGACAAACAGCCAACAACCAAGCUCCAGCAACACAGCUGGGCCUUGGAAGAGAAUUGAAGAGCUUGCUCAUGACUCGCAGCAAUCCGAUAACGGCAUGAGUAGUGAUAUGAACCUUAAUAGCCUUGAAGAAGACCACAGUGACAAGAUCAGUCAAUACCAACCCAUUAAGGAUGUUGACCUGAAUAGCCUCUAUGAAGACUACUGUCAGGAGAUCAGUCAAUACCAACCCAUUAAGGAUGUUGACCUGAAUAGCCUCUAUGAAGACUACUGUCAGGAGAUCAGUCAAUACCAACCCAUUAAGGAUGUUGACCUGAAUAGCCUCUAUGAAGACUACUGUCAGGAGAUCAGUCAAUACCAACCCAUUAAGGACGUUGACCAAUCCAACCCUGGUGAGUACAAUUGUCCUUACUGUUGGGACACUUUCCAGCUCCCAGAUGAUCUGAAAAGCCACACAAAAGACUGUUCCAGAAAGUGCCAUGUGUGUGGGAAAAUAACCUCAAAGGCAUGUGACAUGCGAAGGCACAUGUUAAAACAUGACAACAAUGGCCCCAUCAAGUGCCCGGUGUGUCCAAAGACGUUUAUAUUCCAUACCGAUUUGAAAACACACCUGAAAACAAAAAAACUUUGUAGGGAGAAAUGUUCUGAUGUGAUGGCAAAGGAAUUACUGUCUUCAGUCGAUGGUAGAUGUAGGAAAAAUGUUAAUGAAACAGGAGUCAUGACAAGUUGCGAUCAACCAAGCUCCAGCAACACAGGUGGGCCUUCGAAGAGCGGGCCUGUGUUGGGUUUGAAGAGCUUUGAAGAGUUCUUUGAAGAGCUCUCUAAUGACUCUGAUAUCAGUAUGAAUAGUGACGUGAACCUGAAUAGCCUCGAUGAAGACUACAGUCAGGAGAUCAGUCAAUACCAACCCAUUAAGGAUGUUGACCUGAAUAGCCUCGAUGAAGACUACAGUCAAGAGAUCAGUCAAUACCAACCCAUUAAGGAUGUUGACCUGAAUAGCCUCUAUGAAGACUACAGUCAGGAGAUCAGUCAAUACCAACCUAUUAAGGAUGUUGACCAAUCCAACCCUGCGGAGUACAAUUGUCCUUACUGUAGGAAGACUUUCCAGCUCCGACAUGAUCUGAAAGAACACAAAAAAGACUGUUCCAGGAAGUGCCAUGUGUGUGGGAAAGCAACUUCGACGCCAUGCGGAAUGCGGAGGCACAUGUUAAAACACUACAAUGGCCACAUCAAGUGCCCGGUGUGUCCAGCGACUUUUGUAUACCAUACUGAUUUGAAGAAGCACCUGAAAACAAAAAAACUAUGUAGGGAGAAAUGUUCUGGGGUGAUGGCGAAGGAAUUACUGUCUUCAGUAGAUGAUAGAUGUAAGAAAAAUGUCAAUGAAACAGAAGUCAUGGCAAGUUGCGAACAACCAAGCUCCAGCAACACAGGCGGGCCUUCAAAUGGCAUUGAAGAGUUUUCAUAUGAUUUUCAGCAAUCCGAUAACAGCAUAAGUAGUGAUGUGAACCUGAAUAGCCUCCAUGAAGACAACAGUCAGGAGAUCAGUCAAUGCCAAGCCAUUAAGGACAUUGACCUAUCCAACCCUGGUGAGUACAAGUGUCUUUACUGUGGGGACAUUUUCCAGCUCCCUGAUGAUCUGAAAGGACACACAAAAGACUGUUCCAAAAAGUGCCAUGUGUGUGGGAAAAUAUCCUCAAAGGCAUGCGACAUGCGAAGGCACAUGUUAAAACACUUCAACAAUGGCCCCAUCAAGUGCCUGGUGUGUCCAAAGACAUUUAUAUUUCACACUGAUUUGAAAACACACCUGAAAACAAAAAAACUUUGUAGGGAAAAAUGUUCUGAUGUGAUGGCGAAGGAAUUACUGUCUUCGGUAGAUGGUAGAUGUAGGAAAAAUGUGAAUGAAACAGGAAUCAUGACAAGGCUCCAAGAACCAAGCUCCAGCAACAUAGGCGGGCCUUCGAAGAGCGGGCCUGUGUUGGGUUUGAAAAGCUUUGAAGAGUUCUUUGAAGAGCUCUCUAAUGACUCUGAUAUCAGCAUGAGUAGUGAUGUGAAUCUGAAUAGCCUCCAUGAAAACUACAGUCAGGAGAUCAGUCAAUACCAACCCAUGAAGGAUGUUGACUUGAGUAUCCUCCAUGAAGACUACAGUCAGGAGAUCAGUCAAUACCAGCCUAUGAAGGACACUGACCCGAAUAGCCUACAUGAAGACUUCAGUCAGGAGAUCAGUCACUACCAACCCAUGAAGGAUGUUGACCUGAAUAGCCUCCAUGAAGUCUAUAGUGAUGAUAUCAGUCAAUACCAACCUGUUAAGGACAUUGACCCACAGGGGGACAGAAGGUCUGUAAAUGAUUCAGGGGUAAAUGAGAUGCCCAAUGUCAAAGAACCAAACUCAACCAACGGCCCAGGGCCUCUCCAGGACUCAAUCUGAGCCAAACAGAGAAGCUAAGAAUGAGAUACAGGUGAUACCGGUGUCAACAAUACAUACAACAAAACUAAAAGCCCUGCAAUUUAAGGUUAUAAGAAAAUGAUGAACAGCAACAACUUCCUUAUAUGUAUUUGUUUUUUUUGUAGCUAUUGUUAUGGAUUAGGUAUUUAGAGAUGAUAGAGAGAUUCCCACUAGUAAUUACCAGUUGGAGGGGCAUUCAAGUGGAUCUUUCCCAGUCUUAUGUAGGGAUUUGCGAAUUUGCGAGAUGUUUGAACGCAGCAUAACCCGAGUGAAAAGUCAGUUGUCUCUUAGGUGGCGGAGUCUCUCGAUAGUUGUGAGGUAUCCCCGGUUUGUGAAGCUACUCAUGUUCAUAAGAGUGCUGAUGGCAAACCGGAUGGGGAGAAGGAUGAUUUAUGUGGGGACAUAGAGGAAACAUUCUUUGCCAAACUAGACGGUGGUUUCCAGGUAAUAGUUCAUCAUAGUGAGAAAGUUUAUUCUUGUGUGUAUCUCGGUUAGAACUUCUGGGCAGAGAUAUACAGUGCCGUGAAAAAGUAUUUGUCCCCUUUCUAAUGUUCUCUGCUUUUGCAUUAUUGUUAUACUGAAUUAUCAGAUCUUCACCCAAAAUAUAAUAUUAGAUAAAGGGAACCUGAGUGAACAAAUAACACAAUUACAUACUUAUUUCAUUUAUUUCAUUAACAAAGUUAUGAAACACCCAUUUCCCCUGUGUGAAAAAGUAAUUUUCCCCUUCCACUCGAUAACAGUCUAUGCCACCUUUAGCUGCGAUGACUCCAACCAAACGCUUCCUGUAGUUGUUGAUCAGUCUCAUGUGGCUGUGGAGGAGUUUUUGCCCACUCUUCCAUGCAGAACUGCUGUAACUCAGCGACAUUUUGUGGUUUUCAAGCAUGAAUUGCUCAUUUCAGGUCCUGCCACAACAUUUCAAUUAGGAUUAGGACAGCGGAGUCAAUCACCACCUUCCGGAGACACCUGAAACCCCACCUCUUUAAGGAAUACCUAGGAUAGGAUAAAGUAAUCCUUCUCACCCCCCUUAAAAGAUUUAGAUGCACUAUUGUAAAGUGGCUGUUCCACUGGAUGUCAUAAGGUGAAUGCACCAAUUUGUAAGUCGCUCUGGAUAAGAGCGUCUGCUAAAUGACUUAAAUGUAAAUGUAAAUGGCAGGACUUUGACUAGACUAUUCCAAAACUUUAAAUGUGUUGCUUCUUUAGCCAUUUUCAUGUAGAUUGUGUGUUUUGGAUCAUUGUCUUGCUCCAUCACCCAGCUGCGCUUCAGCUUCAGCUCAUAGACGAAAGGCCUGACAUUCUCCUGAAGAAUUCUAUGAUAUAGAGCAGAAUUCUUGGUUCCUUCUACUAAGGGAAGUUGUCAAGGUCCUGAGGCAGCAAAGCAUCCCCAAACCAUCACACUACCACCACCAUGCUUGUCUGUUCGUGUGAGGUUCUUACUGUGGGAAUGCAGUGUUUUGGUUUAUGCCAGGCAUAAUGGGACCCAUGCCAUCCAAAAAGUUAUAAUUUUAAAUGAUCUGUCCAUAGAACAUUCUUCCAAGAGUUGAUGAUCAUCAAGGUGCUUUUUGACAAACUUGAGGGAACUUUUUGGACGACAUGGAUCCCAUAAUGCCUGGUGAUAACCAAACACUGCAUUCCAAAGUAAGAACCUCGUACCCAACGGUCAAGCAUGGUGCAGCUAGACAAUGAUCCAAAACACACUAUCAAGUCUACAUGAAAAUGUCUAAAAAGCAACAUAUUUGAAGUUUUGAAAUGGUCUAGUCAAAGUCCAAACCUAAUCCCAAAUGAGAUAUUGUGGCAGGACUUGAAACGAGCAGUUCAUUCUUGAAAACCCACAAAUGUUGCUAAGUUAAAGCAUUUCUGCAUGCAGGAGUGGGCCAUAAUUCCUCCACAGCGAUGUGAAAGACUGAUCAACAACUACAGGAAACAUUUGGUUGCAGUCAUUGCAGCUAAAGUUGGCACAACCUGUUAUUGAGUGUAAGGGGGCAAUUACUUUUUCACACAGGGGAAUUGGGUGUUCCAUAACUGUUAAUACAUUAUUAUAUUUAAAUAAAAAUGUUUACCUUAGGUUUCCUUUAAUAUUAGGUUUUGGUUGAAGAUCUAACAUUCAGUAUAAAAAAUAUGCAAAAAUAGAGAAAAUCAGAAAGGUGGCAAAUACUUUUUCACAGCACUGUAUUUGAGGAAGUGUGGCCUCUGCACAGGAUGAGGUUGAUUCAUGUUUCAAUUUAUGGGAGACGUUCUUUGUUUUGUUGAGUGACACUGAGCAACUAGGUUCUCUUGGUGGUCUGAGAAAGCAUUUGGUUCCCUGAGUGAUCUGUUGGAUUCAGAGUUUGUCAGUGAUGAUUUUGUUCCUUUAGCUGACAUAUUCUGUGAGGUUAGUGAGGAUCCGCUGGAAGACCCGGGCUGGGUAUUGCGGGAUGACACGGCUGUGUCUUGUUACAAGAAUAGGGUGCUUGAAGAAUUGGGUUUGGAAAAGCCAGAUCCACUACAGAGUGAGUUUUGUGACGUUAAGUGUGAGGAGAUGAAGAUGUUGGUCAAUGUUCACUUGUCCCUGUUGGUGGUUGCUCCAGGUCUCUAAUCACUGGACACCUCUCAGAUGGAGCUUGGUGCGUGUGACCACGGGCGCUGUGAAUGGAGUUGGUCUCUCAGGGGGCGGAGUCUCUCAAGGAGAGUUUUGAGGUAUCCCCAGUUUGUUAAGAUGCUCAUGUUCAGAAGAUGGCAAACCAGAUGGGGAGAAGGAUGAUUUGUGUGAGGACUCUGUGUCUCUGUUCCUCUCCCUCAAGUUUGAGUUUUGCAGGUUCAGGCAAAAAUUAAACAGUUAGCGCAGACAACAUUUUCUGCGCUAAACUAUGUAAAAACGACAACUUCCUAUGUCCCACAGUUUGUGCUUCUCAGAUUUCUUUCUAAAAAUCUGUGCUUUGAGCUCACACAAAAAAACAAACUAAAUUGAAUUAAAAUAAUUGAAAGCUAAAUUAAACCGAAAUGUAGGCUAAUCGCUCAGCACUAGUGUACAUAUUGGUCUCUUUAGUUAAGGAAGUUUUAUGGGGGGGUGUAUUACAAGUUUUGAAAAAUUCAGGAAAAUAGAUUGUGGUGACUGUGAGGUUUUUUCUUGUUGGGGGAGAAGUUAUAGAAUAGGUUUGGUAGUUAAGUAUGUAGGCUUAGGACCCCUAGACAUAACGAGUCAGUAGGCGAGUAAAUCGGUUUCAUAACAAUGUGUAGGAAUAGGAACUCAAAAGUGUAGAAAUAUGGCGGUAGUUCUCCUGAACCUGGGCCCCUAUUCUCAGUGUUUUUGCCUUUCAGAUAAUAAUAAAUAAGAGAAGGAGUAGCUGAUCCUAGAUCAGCAUUCAUACUCUGAAAAUCUUUAGAACCUUUAUAAUCUAGGACCCAGACUGAAAGGCAAAUGGAGCACCAACAUGUACACAACACUUGGCACUGAAGUCAACUGUACUGACAGACAGAGCUUGUGACACAGUGGGAAACGGUUCACUUAAGAUCUUGGUGAGGAUGACUUCACCACAUGGUGACUACUAGUUCUAGCCUGUAAGUUUCUCAUCCACUACACUCACCCCCUAGUAGUCUGCUACAGUAGUCUGUGAUCCGGGUUACAGCACCAUUGUAACAGAGUGAGUUCUGUCCCCACCUGGGACACAAACUCUGGGGGUUGCCUCUGGACCGGGCUAAGAGACAUUCCUUUUUAUUAUUCUUUACAAAAAUGUGACAAACUAUAUAUCUUCUUUCCCCUUUCUCUCCCUCUCUUUAUCCACUUUUUUAACACUUCUAUAACACUUAACUAUCAUGUAAUGUCACUGUAUACUGGAAGUCACUUUGGAUAAAAGCUAUGGGUUGCCUAUUGGCCGAGCUGAAGUGACUUUUUUGUGUGCAUGUUUUUCUUUUUACUUCAUGUCAAAAUGUGGUAACUGUAUAUUCUUUCUCCCUCUCUCUAUGUAUCAUUAAUUACCCACUUUUAUAACAUUUUUAUAAUGCUUAAAUGUCAUGUCACUGUAUACUGUAAGUCACUUUGGAUAAAAGCAUCUACGACGCUUUGUAUUUACAUGUUUAUCCAUCCGUUUUUUAAAGUUGACAUUGGUGUGAUACAUUUCAAUAUAUUAAAGAAGACAAAUUAAAAGGCA
Oncorhynchus keta (chum salmon) is the source of this 12442-nucleotide messenger RNA. RefSeq lists its product as uncharacterized. The transcript has 12 exons. The coding region runs from base 123 to 8300 and encodes 2725 amino acids. Gene Ontology annotation, biological process: regulation of DNA-templated transcription. The record is from RefSeq and is a predicted model, not a curated record. Gene Ontology annotation, molecular function: RNA polymerase II cis-regulatory region sequence-specific DNA binding; DNA-binding transcription factor activity, RNA polymerase II-specific. Lineage: Eukaryota; Metazoa; Chordata; Actinopteri; Salmoniformes; Salmonidae.